Messenger RNA from Loa loa (African eye worm), 177 nucleotides. RefSeq lists its product as hypothetical. NCBI's taxonomy places the organism in Eukaryota, Metazoa, Nematoda, Chromadorea, Rhabditida, Onchocercidae. The record is from RefSeq and is a predicted model, not a curated record. Bases 1 to 177 code for a protein of 58 amino acids. The transcript has a single exon.
AUGAAAUUGCUGCGUGUAAAACGCGUUAUAGCCUCACGUGUUACUACACGCCAGGUAUGCUCGCGUCAAUACGUGGGAUUACCACGCACGCAAACCAGUCAAGAGCAGUUGAUACAAACAAAAUCGAAACGAAAUUUGAAAAUUGAGAUUUCUUUUUCGCGGUUCGGCCACUCUUAG